Messenger RNA from Paraglomus brasilianum, 1848 nucleotides. NCBI's taxonomy places the organism in Eukaryota, Fungi, Glomeromycota, Glomeromycetes, Paraglomerales, Paraglomeraceae. The record is from the annotation of a GenBank genome assembly.
AUGUCGGUCUUAGAACCCUCAAUAAUUUGUCUAUAUCAUAUACUUGAUCACUUGGAAGCAGAAGAUAUUUCUCGAUGUGCACAAGUAUCAAGAACAUGGAGAGACGCAUGCUAUCGUGAAUGUGUAUGGGAGAGACUUUGCAGACGAAGAUGGAAAUAUUGGAAGAUUAAACCCAAGAACACUACAGGAUGGAGACAAGUAUUCUUAACAAGAGCAACAACUGACAAAUGGGCGCUCGAAAUAUUGAAUGAUUUAGCAAACUGUGGAGCAUUAUUCUUGGCUAAUACCAGGAAACUAAGACAGUUGGGUGAUAAUGCUAGAGAUGUCUUAUUGUGGGUGAUGAACAAACCCGAUGAGUCAUCUCUCACUCACAGCUACUUUGCUAAACGAACGCUGCAGUGUACAAGACGUUAUCAUGUCAUAAGUCAGUGGAGAGCAUGGAGAGAUGGCAACAUCCAAUUCUCAACAAUACAUGGAUUCGGUCUGAUGGCAAUAUUGUUCAAUGAAAGGAUAGACUUAGAGGACAUUAUCAACGAAAUUAAUAUGUUGACCGGUGAAUUUAUGAGAUCUCAUCCGCCCGACGCUGCUUCUCCACUUGAUCGCUUUUACGCUCUUGCAGCGUUCUUUACACAAAAAUACGGAUCCAAUCACUCAUAUUACGAAAUAGAGACUAAGUUAAUGUAUAUGUUACAUCCAAUCACAGAGACAAAAGGAAGCAAAGCUUCAAUAUUAGCAAUCAUAUUCGAAGAGCUCGCUAGGAAAUGUGGUAUACCUAACGUAGAAGUAGUGGCUGACAGAGAACGGCGCUCAUAUCGGAGAUAUCAUUUUGUACGAUAUUACGAACGGAUAAUAUCAGACACUUUGGAAGAUUCUAUCGAAGUUGAUGAUGAAUAUGCAGUUUAUUUUAUUGACUUUAAAAAACACUCUACAACGGGAGUCAUGGCGGAAGAAAUUUUUGAUCAACAUGUACUCCAGUACUAUGGUGCAUAUUCUGGAGAUUAUAUCCCUAUUCCUCAGGCGGAAUUGUUUGUUCUCUUUGUUCAUGAUUAUUGCCAGAAUUUAUCCAGACUAUUAGGUCAUAGCUCGGAGCUGUUCUACGGUGCAGCAUUACAAAGACAAUUUCUUACUAGAUUAGAAGCGAAUGAGCUUGAUUUCCAAGCCGUAUGUCGAGAUAUCGAAGACUGGUGGACAUACAUUGCAGUUACCUAUCAAUACCCUGAAGACUAUGAAUUGGCAAGAGAAGCGUUAAGGGACGUGGCGCCCUAUUUUGAGAAUGCGCAAGGGGCAGAUCUUGAUUUGUGGAAUGAUAUGACAGCGACUAUUCAGUCUGAUAUCGAACUAUUGGAGACUAAUGAUUCUAUUGAGUGGGAUUAUUCGGGGAAAGUGCAGAGAGGAGUAAUCGGGGAAAGGGACCCAAAGUUCUUUAUUGGGGAUGUAGUAUAUUUUGGAAAGUUUGGAUGUCUUGGAGUCAUAUGUCGAUGGGAUCGAGGUGAGGACCGAGAAAAACAGAGAAAGAAUGAGUGUGUGAUAGAAGUAUUUGAGAAAGUCAGGGAUCGAGAUCUUCGGCCAAAUCAGCCGUUCUAUGAAAUAUUAACUCGACGAGGCACAUUCUUGUACUGUGCCGAAGAGAAACUCAAAUUAGAACCAGCUACUUCUGAUCGCCUCACUCGAACGGUUCCUCCAAUUUUAUACGGAGAUUACGCGGGCGAUGAACAGGAUUGGGAAUUAGCCAGAGCACUUGGACCGAUAACUACUGAAUUAGUCGGUAGCUUUUUUGAAAGAUGGGAUCCCGAAUCGGGCAAGUACAUUAUGAACUGGAGUACGCGAAAGUGGUUCCCUCAUAGAUGA